Colius striatus (speckled mousebird) is the source of this 1002-nucleotide messenger RNA. RefSeq names its product secretogranin V (gene SCG5). NCBI's taxonomy places the organism in Eukaryota, Metazoa, Chordata, Aves, Coliiformes, Coliidae. The transcript has 6 exons. Gene Ontology annotation, biological process: neuropeptide signaling pathway; regulation of hormone secretion. Gene Ontology annotation, molecular function: enzyme regulator activity. Bases 49 to 675 code for a protein of 208 amino acids. Gene Ontology annotation, cellular component: secretory granule. The record is from RefSeq and is a predicted model, not a curated record.
CGCGGCAGCCGUCGCGCCGGGAGCGGGAGGAUAAAAGGGACUGCCAGAAUGACAACUGCCUCGCUUUGUAACAUGAUACUGCUGCUGGCAUUUGGAUUGGCUUCAGCUUUUAGCCACAGCCCUAGGGCCCCUGACAGAGUUUCUGAAGUAGAUGUUCAGAGGCUUCUCCAUGGGGUUAUGGAGCAAUUGGGCAUUGCCAGACCCAGGGUAGAAUAUCCAGCACACCAGGCUAUGAAUCUGGUUGGUCCACAGAGCAUUGAAGGUGGUGCGCAUGAAGGUCUCCAGCACUUGGGUCCUUAUGGCAAUAUCCCAAACAUUGUCGCUGAGCUGACAGGAGAUAACGUACCAAAGGAUUUCAGUGAAGAUCAAGGAUAUCCUGACCCUCCAAAUCCCUGCCCUAUUGGAAAAACAGUUGAUGAUGGGUGUCUAGAAAACACUCCAGACACGGCAGAGUUCAGCAGGGAAUACCAGCUGCACCAACACCUUUUUGAUCCAGAGCAUGACUAUCCCAGCAUGGGCAAGUGGAGCAAGAAUUUACUCUUUGAGAAGAUUAAUGGUGGUCCAAAAAGAAGAAAGAGGAGCGUGAACCCGUAUCUGCAAGGACAGCGACUGGAUAAUGUUGUAGCAAAGAAGUCUGUUCCACAUUUUUCAGACGAAGACAAAGGUUCUGAAUAAGUACAAUAAAAAUGAAUGAUGAAAACCCAUGCCAUCCUCUGCUAGAUCGUAAUAUUGCUUAUAUAUAAUCAUCUAUUAAAAUCCUUGUGAAUGGCAGCAUGUUUAUUAUUUAUAUAAUUGUAGAUGAAAAACAGCUGUAUUUAUAACAGUAUGUUCUCCUAGAUAACAAAAAUAUGGUUCUGCUUUUUGUUAAGCUAUGGUAAAAGGACAUUUCUGUUGUUUUUAUUUUAGUCAUGGAGCAAACGUUAAAAAUGUUAGUCAUUUUAAUAGCUAACGUGAGGUAAAUGACCUUAAUGAGCAGCUUGUUAAAUAGGAAGAUUUUAAAAA